AUGUCUUCAUAUGCUAAUGGAUACCCUAGCGGGGAUGUUGCUUGGGUUUUAUCAUCGUCCGCUCUUGUAUGGCUCAUGAUUCCCGGCGUCGGUUAUUUCUACAGCGGUAUGGCCAGAAGCAAGAAUGCCCUAUCACUCAUUAUGCUUAGUAUUAUUUCCGCCGCCGUCGUAUCUUUUCAGUGGUGGCUAUGGGGAUUCAGUCUGACGUUCGGUCCAGCCCCGAGCAAACUCAUUGGCAACUUGGAUUACGCGUUUUUUAGAAAUGUCGGUAACACCCCAUUGAACGAGACCGCCAAACAACAAAUGUCAACAACAAGCAACUUACCCGUCUCCGUAUUCGCCAUCUUUCAAUGUAUGUUCGCCGCAAUCACUCCCGCCCUAGCCAUCGGUUCUGCUGCGGAACGUGCGCGUAUACUUCCAACAGCUGUCUUCAUUUUUAUCUGGUCCACGAUAGUGUAUGAUCCUAUCGCUUGUUGGGCAUGGAAUGUCAAUGGUUGGUCAAAUUUGUUGGGAGGCCUUGAUUUCGCUGGGGGUACCCCUGUGCAUAUCUCUUCGGGUGCCGCGGCUCUCGCUUUUUGUCUAUUUAUUGGAAAACGUCAGGGUCAUGGAACUGAUGAAUUUAAGCCUCACAAUGUUGCCAAUACUAUGAUUGGAACUGCUUUCCUCUGGUUUGGAUGGUUCGGAUUCAACGGAGGUUCUGAGUUGGCCGCCAAUUCUCGCGCUGCCAUGACUUGUUUUGUCACCAAUUUAGCUGCCUCAGUUGGCGGUCUCACUUGGUGUCUACUUGACUACAGACUCGAAAGAAAAUUAUCAGCUCUUGGCUUCUGUUCCGGCGCCGUCGCUGGUCUCGUCGCCAUUACUCCCGGUUCCGGUUAUGUUGGCACACCGGCCGCCGUGGUGUUCGGAAUAGUUGCCGGCAUCGCAUGCAAUAUGGCCGUGAAAUUAAAACAUAUAUUUAAUUUCGAUGACGCUUUAGACGUAUUUGCUGUGCACGGUGUUGGUGGCCUGUGUGGCAAUAUUCUUACCGGAGUCUUCGCUCAGAAAUCUAUUAUUGCUGCUGAUGGCACGGACCUUCCCGGAGGUUGGAUAGAAGGACAUUGGGUCCAAAUUGUUUAUCAACUUGCCGGUUCUGUCGCCGGAAUGACUUUUUCUUUCGUUAUGACAUAUCUCAUCCUUUCCGUUAUGAACUUUAUUCCUGGACUUACGAUCCGUGCUGCUCCAGAAGACGAGGCCAUUGGACUUGAUGAAACCGAAAUUGGUGAAUUAGCAUAUUACCACAUUGACAGGCUUGUCGCGGUGAACACAAAAACUAAUGAGGAAAGAAUCGCCAAAGAGGAAACGAUCCACCUACAAAGCGAUUCUGGUGUUUAA
Messenger RNA from Acaulospora morrowiae, 1371 nucleotides. Lineage: Eukaryota; Fungi; Glomeromycota; Glomeromycetes; Diversisporales; Acaulosporaceae. The record is from the annotation of a GenBank genome assembly.